GCCUCCACCUCAAAACCAAAUAACAAUAACCCGGUUAUAAAUACACGCUUCCGAAGCAGUCUCACAAUCUGUUGACGAUGUUCAAUGCAUGUCUGUCUCCACGUCGAAUCCACAGAUACCGCUCAGAGACGGUGUCCGGUGACAGUCCUGGGGAAGGAGCAGAGGAGGCGUGCGGGAGGCAGCCGCUCAGCAUGUUUGGGAGUUCUUCACUUUGUCAGGGACAGCGUGACUUUCCCAGCCUUCCUUCCUUGGAAAAUGAAUAAUUGUCAUCCCUUCGUCUGAUCGAUCGGACGUUUUUCUGCUCAUGUUGAACCAUGAGCGCGUCUGCGGGAACGGGGGUGUUUGUCCUCUCCUUGACAUCCAUCCCCCUCUGUUAUUUCUUCAAUUCCCUCAUUUACAGCAACAGUGCUGAAGCUGUCGUAUUUGCUGGAUGUGCAACAGUCCUGAUUCUGGCUAUCUCAUCCUGUUUCAUGCUGAAGAAGAAGGCUCCAGCAGAUCCCCUUUUCCAUGUCUUCGCCCUGUAUGCAUUCCUAAGUGUGGUGAACCUGAUCAUUGGACUGGAGCAAGACAACAUCAUCGAUGGAUUUGUGACAUUUUACCUCAAGGAGGCAAGUGCUAGUCUCUGCGUCCAGUUUGGGGCCGAUCCACAUAUAAAUACAGCACAUGGGCACAUGAUCUGCUACUGGGACGGUUGCGUCCACUAUCUCAUGUAUCUGCUCAUGAUUGCUGCAAUCACGUGGGGGGACAGUUACCGAGCAAUUGGACUCUACUGGGUGGGCUCUUUUCUCAUGCGCGCCAUAGUCUACAUUCUUGGGAAUGCUGCGGGAAAAUACGGGACCCAAGUGAGCCCUCUCUUUAUCCUCCACAUGUUUUAUGUAUCAGUGUCUGUGUGGACGUGCUUCCGCAUCUUCAGCCAACCCUCUGCACGUGCUGCUCAGCCAACAAACACUCAGGAGGAUCAGAGGAAGGGCCUUCUCCACAGGCCUCUGGAUGUGCUGUUUAUCAUCUACCUCAUCCCAGCACUGGGGUUCUGUGUAUUUAGAGGUCUGGUGGCGCUGGACUGCUCCAGCAAAUGGUGUAAAAACUAUAUGCAACAGUAUGAGCCCUACCUGAAAGAUCCCUCUGCCUAUCCAAAAGUCCAGAUGCUGGUGAGCAUGUUGUAUUCUGGCCCGUACUACGUCAUCGCCCUGUAUGGGCUGUUGGUCCCAGGAUGCGAAUGGAUGCCAGAACUCACUCUAGUACACUCGGGAGCACUGGCACAGGCCCAGUUCUCCCAUAUUGGUGCAUCUCUUCACACUCGGACUCCGUUCUCCUACAGAGUGCCGGCUGAAAGCCAGUCGGUCUUCUUACUGAUCAAUGUCCUGUACACGCUGGUGCCUCAGGCUCUGUGCUACCGUUGCUACAGCCAGCCCGCAUUUUUCCUCAGGCCAGUCGAAGAGAAGAAAAAGGAAUGAUUCAGGGCACCAAGGAAAGGCAGAGAGACACAGAUGUCAUGGAUGUUUUAAAAAAUGGCUGAAAAUAGCAAAGAUCUGCAUUAGAAAUUAGAAAGCAAUAUCAAGGUGUUUGAAUCAGUACAAAGAAAACUGAACUUGUUAUAUUUGUUGCUUAUUCUAAAAAUAUGACUAUGAAUUUUGUAAUAAAAACACUUUGUCCAUAGUUAGAUAAAGGACGAUUACCCUAAGGAAAACCAAUUGUCAUAAUGUUGUAGUAAUAUGGAAUUAAAUAAUUAUCAUAUUAUUGUGUUUUUUUUUAAAGAGUUGUCUUGGUACUUGGUUGGCAAAUAAAGAAAUCAUUAUUAUGCCCGUGUGUAAACUAAUAGUACUUACAUAUUUGGCUUACUAAUAAAUUACAUAAAGACUAUCAAAAGGCAUUGGUCACGUGUAAAAAAUUUGAUCUUGUCAGAUGGAGCUAUCUGAAUUGUCUUGUAUUAAUCUAAUGUAUUCUAAUUCAAACUAGAGCUUUAAAUUGCAUUAUGUUCAAACUGGUAACAUUCAAGAAUCAUGUAAAGUUCACCUCUUUAAUGUUUCAGGAACAAAAGUGAAUGAUG
Molecule: messenger RNA, 2047 nt
Organism: Menidia menidia (Atlantic silverside)
Lineage: Eukaryota; Metazoa; Chordata; Actinopteri; Atheriniformes; Atherinopsidae
Source: the annotation of a GenBank genome assembly